AUGAGUCUGUCUGGUAAAUACGCAAUUGUGACUGGUGCUUCAAGAGGAUGCGGCAGAGGUAUUGCCCUUCAAUUAGCUGAAGCUGGAUGUAUUGUUUUCAUCACUGGAAGAAAGCCGAACAACAGUCUUUCUUCGAAGCUGACCUAUCUUCCCACAUUGCAAGACACUGCUGAAGAGUGCCGAAAACGUGGAGGAGAAUGCCAUCCGUUCUACGUCGAUCAUUCAAAUAUGGAUGAAGUCGAGAAAUUCUUUGAAGAGGUUUCCAACAUCACCAACGGAAAACUCCACAUUCUGGUGAACAACGCCUACUCUGCUGUCACUAAAUGCGGUUCAGGAAACACUCAAAAGUUCUAUGAAAGAGAAGUUGAUCUUUGGGACGAAGUAAACAAUGUCGGUCUUCGUAACCAUUACUAUUGCAGCGUUUAUGGCGCAAGAAUGAUGGCAAACACUGAUGAUGAGUGUCUGAUUAUUAAUGUCAGCUCUCUCGGUGGAAUUUUAUACUUGUUCAAUGUUCCUUAUGGUGCAGGAAAAAUGGCCAUUGAUAGAAUGUCUGCCGAUAUGGCACUUGAGCUUCAAAACUCAAAUAUUACCGUUGUUUCUAUUUGGCCAGGUGCUGUAAGGACAGAGCUCAUUAUCAAUAUGCUCGAGAACGAUGCGGGGUCAUGGGGAAAAACUGAAAAUGAGAUGUUCAUAAAGGGUGAAUCCAUCGAAUAUCCCGGAAAAGCUGUGGUGGCAAUCGCAUCAGAUCCAAAACAUCAUAAAUUGAACGGUGCAACUCUCAUAACCUCGGAUUUGGGUGCUUAUUACAACUUCAAAGAUAUCGAUGGUCGAAUUCCAACUAAUCUUCGUUCGUUGAAAGGACUGCUUAUGCUUGCCGGAUAUCAUUCAUUGGCAACUUGGUGUCCGGAGUGGUUCAAACUUCCAGGAUGGGCUAUCACGGUUUGGCAAAACAAAAUUCGAAGCUAA
Caenorhabditis bovis is the source of this 966-nucleotide messenger RNA. NCBI's taxonomy places the organism in Eukaryota, Metazoa, Nematoda, Chromadorea, Rhabditida, Rhabditidae. The record is from the annotation of a GenBank genome assembly.